Malus domestica (apple) is the source of this 2284-nucleotide messenger RNA. Its product is annotated as protein ROOT HAIR DEFECTIVE 3 homolog 2-like. The record is from RefSeq and is a predicted model, not a curated record. Gene Ontology annotation, cellular component: endoplasmic reticulum. Lineage: Eukaryota; Viridiplantae; Streptophyta; Magnoliopsida; Rosales; Rosaceae. Gene Ontology annotation, biological process: endoplasmic reticulum membrane fusion. Gene Ontology annotation, molecular function: GTP binding; GTPase activity.
GUGUCUCCCAUUAUUUUCUCACUACUUCCCUACUGCACAAAGACACGCACACAUGCAUUUGCUUUAGUUUCUCUGUUUAGAAGGCUAGGGAGGGCAGAGAAUGGAGAGGGAAGAUAGCUGCGGCACACAACUCAUCUAUGGAAACUGCGAGUUUAAUUCUUAUGGGCUCGACACCUUCGUAGAGAGAGUGAAGUUUCCCAAGUGUAGAGAAUAUGUUGUUGUUUCCAUCAUAGGUCCUCAGAGUGGAGGAAAGAGCACUUUGAUGAACCAUCUGUUCGACACUAAGUUUCAGGAGAUGAAUCCAGAUAGGAGGAGCCAAACAACGAAGGGCAUUUGGAUUGCCAAGUGUGUUGGCGUUGAGCCUUGCACCCUCGCCUUGGAUAUUGAGGGUACUGAUGGAAGUGAGAGAGGCCAGGAUGAUACUGCAUUCGAGAAAAAAAGCGCUCUAUUUGCUAUGGCAAUAUCCGACAUUGUGAUGAUAAAUAUGUGGUGCCAUGAUCUUGGUCGGGAGAAUGCUGCUAACAAACCUUUACUAAGAACUGUUUUUCAGAUAUGGGAUGCAGUUCCGAAGCCCCAAGCCCAUGAAAGGACCCCGUUCUCUGAAUUUUUUAGCGUACACGUAGUUGGUUUGUCAAAUUAUGAGUUUCUGAAGGAGAAGUUUGAGGAAGAGGUUGCUCAACUGAAGCAGCGUCUUGUCAAUUCUACUUCUUCAGGAAGCCUUCCUGGUUAUAGAAGGCGUGCUGUCCCUGCCUCUGCAUUUUCUCUCAUGAUACAGCAGAUUUGGAAAGAGAUCAAACAGAACAAAGACCUGGAUCUUCCUUCUCAAAGGGUUAUGGUUGCCACCAUGCGUUGUGAAGCAACUGCCGACAAGACAUUGGGACAAUUCAUGGAAAGUGAGCGCUGGUUGUCAUUACAAAAAGCUGCUGAAACUGGUCCUGUACAAGAUUUCGGUAAAAGGGUCAGCUCAAUUCUAUACUACUAUCUUUCUGAAUAUGACAAGGAGGUCGUGGACUUUGACGAAGGUGUAAGGAAGUCGAAACGACACAUGUUGGAGUCGAGAGCAUUGCAGUCUGCCCAGGCUGUGUACAAUACCAUGUUGGUACACUUAUGCUCUAAAGCAUUUGAAGGGUUUAAAGUGAGGGCGGCGUCACUUAACCCAGAAAAAGGAUUUGAUGAAUCUCUUCGUGCCUGUAUUCUUUCUUCCAUGCGUGAAUUUCGCCAAUGGUGUGCUGAUGCUUCCUUACAACAUAGAAAUUGGAGUUUUUCAACCAUUGUAGAAAAGCUUCAACGCGAUAUAGAUGUACAUGCAGCAUCAUUUAUUCGUAGUGCAAAGUUGUCAGAAUUGAAGCUCAAAUAUAAGGAACAACUUGUUGCAUCUUUAACUAGUCAAGUAGACCCUGCGUUUGGGGAUGGUGGAGAAGGCAUGUGGGUUUCAAUAAGAAGAAUUCUUAAGCUUGAGACUGAAAAUGCAAUAUCAAGGUUAUCUAUACAGGGUUUUGAGUUGGAAGAAAAAGAAUUCAACGCAAUGAGGCAAUAUUUAAGCAACAUUGCCAGAAACGUGGUGGAGCAAAAAGCAAGAGACAAUAUUGUUGCUGAAAAAGUUUUGACCGAAAUGAAAGAUAGGUUUUCAAGGGUCUUCUGUUACGAUAGCAAUUCACAGCCUAGGGCUUGGAAAAAGAAGAAGCAUAUCACAGUUGCUACAGAAGAAGCCCAUUCUGCUUCUCUUAAGAUUUUGGCGGUUAUGGCUACCAUUGACUUGGAUGAGAAACGAAAUUAUGAUGAACUCUUUUCUUGUUUAACGAAAGAAAUUGAAGACUCUCUUCCCUCGAGUUGGAACAAUGUUUCCUUGAAGGAUACCCUAUUCACACCGGUACAGUGCCAACGACUGUGGUACAAGUUCAAAGAAAUGACUCAGAAAUAUAUCGUGGAAGCUACUUCAUCCAUGGAAGCUCACAAGCGCCAUAAAAGGACAAUGGCGAGGAAAAUAGCACUUGGUACGGCAGCCGCUGCGGUUAAUGUGAGUCUCGCAGUUAUGGGAAUCCCAUCCAUUGGCGGAGCCACAUAGAGACUAGGGUAGUCCAGGGCCCAUCCUGGAAAUACAUUUAUAUUGAUUAUGUAGUAAUUUUUGCAAUAAUAUGCAUGUGGUGUGUUGGUAUGUCAGGUUUUAAAGGUUUCAUUAGGUCCCGGGGUCGACGCCUGCUGACAGAAAGCUACUUUAUGGUUUUUUUUUUUACCAAUUACCAUAUAUAACUACCCUUCUGCUAACAUUCUGAUUUCUUUUAAA